This is a messenger RNA of Cuscuta campestris, 335 nucleotides long. NCBI's taxonomy places the organism in Eukaryota, Viridiplantae, Streptophyta, Magnoliopsida, Solanales, Convolvulaceae. The record is from the annotation of a GenBank genome assembly.
ACGGUCCGUGGAUAUGGGCGACGUGAACCGAAGAUUGAGUAAAUGCAAAGCUAAAGCCACCUCCGACGGUUCGACCUCACGCGGACGCGGUUCUCGAGGAAGACACUCCAUCUCUUCGUUUCCUACUGUCCCAGAUCAUUUAAUCGGGGACGCUAUGACGGAUGAAGAAUUCAACCAGAUUUAUUCUGGUAGAAAAGACGCGAAUCUCCCCACUCUUGAUAGUCUAUUCGAGGAUGUUGAUGAAGCAGGACUGGAUAAUCUUGACGGGGACGAUGAGCCUACACCGCAAAGCAACGACGUCGACGUGGAGGCAGGUGAGCCCGAGACCUCUCGAG